CGCUCACACCGACACUCCUCUGCUUUCCUCUCCCUUCUCUCAUACGAUAACGCACCUGCCGGAAGAAGUGACAGGCGCUGGGAUUUCACCGCCGUCCGCGGCGGCUGCUGCUGGUGCGUUCUUCUCCUUCUUCAGAUCCAGAUCCGAGUGUUUAGCUGGAAAGAUAGAAGAUGGAUGCUGCUGCUGAGAAGGUUCACCCCCGCCGCCGGCAACGGGUCGAACCAUGCGUGGAUGGCGAGACGGAGCAGCCAGCCAAUGUCGUAUCCAAGGUCCUCGGCGACGAUAACCUUCUCAGGGAGAUAAUCGUCCGCGUCGGCUUCCCCACCACCCUUGUCCAUGCCGCCCUCGCGUGCAAGCGCUGGCUCGGGCAUGCCGCCUACCCCGCCUUCCUCUGCCGUUCCCACAAGCUCCACCCACCCUGCCUCCUAGGCUACUACAUCUCCGAGCGGUCGGCUGCGCCGAAGCAGCUGAAUGUGUGUCUCCGGCAGAUCUGUCCUUGGUUGAUUUGCUCGUAUCUGUUCAUCAUUCGUCUAUACUCGUAUGCUUUCAGGUUUGAUCCUUCUGAUCUAUGACUUUUUUCAUCGGCGAUGGUUGCCGCUCUGGUGCGCUGGUCCUAUGAGGACUUAGCACGACGACUUUUUAACUGUCUAGUACUACAAGGUUUGCCUGACUUCAGUGAGGGAGGGGCGAUGACGGUGGCGCACCUUUGGCUCGCUUCAGUGCUUUUAGUCGUUGAUAAGUUGUCUACGGAUUUGGAUAUAAUUUCUAUUGUUUUGGGUGUUCGCUGUACCGCCAUGAUUGAAGAUAAAUAGAUCGGAUGUUUUCCCGUUAAAAAGAAAUUAUUAUUCAAUAGUCAGAGUGUGAACAAAUCAAUUACUCUGCUGCAUAGACUCACAUUUUAAGGUCUUCCUUGAGUUCACAGUUUUUUUAUAGAGAAAAUCGAAUGCACACUACUGAAUUUUAUAUGUUUUGUGGUUGCCCACAAACACUCCCUGGGAGCAUGUAUUGGAUUUGGCUA
Molecule: messenger RNA, 1018 nt
Organism: Triticum aestivum (bread wheat)
Lineage: Eukaryota; Viridiplantae; Streptophyta; Magnoliopsida; Poales; Poaceae
Exons: 3
Coding region: 171-572 (133 amino acids)
Source: RefSeq, a predicted model, not a curated record